GCUCACGAUAUGAUGUUUGUUGAUUCUGAGAAAUUUGUGCGUGAGGGUCUGAGUGAUCGUAGCUCGAUUUCGGAAUCGGAUUUGGAGUGUAGUUGUCAAUUUGUGAGUUGGGAAGCUUCGGAGUCGUGAAUCAUGACAACCGCCGCGCGGCCUACAUGGGCCCCUGCGAAGGGAGGGUCGGAGCAGGGAGGAGUGCGCAUGUUUGGGCCCUCUCAGAAAUUUUCGUCGCGGGACCUUGCUUCUCAUACGCAGCUGAAGCUCAGGAAGGAUGGACAAGACACCACAGAGGAAAUUAGAAGGAGGGACCUCAGGGCAGAGCUCGAGGACCGCGAGCACCGACAUUUUUCCUCAAAGGAAAAGAGCUACGACGAUAGAGAUCGCAGGAAGGGAUCUACUGCUGGGUAUCUGGAUGGUUCAAAGAGAGACACUGAAGAGAGGUCAGAGCGGGCGGCUAUAAAGAACGUAGAUGCUGACGAUUCUGAUGUGGAGGUUCCAAGUGACAGUGAUGAAAGUGAUGAUGAAGAUGAUACUGCAGAACUUCUUGCGGAGCUAGAACGUAUUAAGAAGGAGCGAGCAGAAGAAAAGUUGCGCAAGGAGCGGCAGCUGCAAGAGGAGGAAAUGAAAGCGAAGGAAUCUGAGCUUAUUCGGGGCAACCCUUUGCUCAAUUCCACAGGGUCAUUUGCUGUCAAACGCAGGUGGGACGAUGAUGUUGUGUUUAAAAAUCAAGCACGUGGGGAGCCGAAGCCAGUCAAACGCUUCAUCAAUGACACAAUCCGAAAUGACUUCCAUCGCAAGUUCUUAAAUAAGUAUAUGAAGUAGAUUCGCUAUGUAAAUACGAUAUGUAAUGUCUCAUCUCAAACUUUGUGGGAAGAUCCUUUUUUUUUUUUUUUUUUUUUUUUUUUUUUUUUUUUGUUUUUUUGUUUUUUUGCUACGGCAAUAGGACAUAAGUGAGUUGAUAGCAAAUACUUUUGACUUAGAUUGGAUAACUUCGUUUAAUUUGAGAAUUGAAACAGAAAAUCUUUCCAAAUCUGCCGUAGUUGCAUUUUAUUUCAAGAGUUUGAAGGUCUAUCUUUACCUCCGUCCUCACUACCUUUCUUUGUGUUGUGUAACUAUUGGAACUAUCCUCGAACAAUUGCAAACA
This is a messenger RNA of Physcomitrium patens, 1141 nucleotides long. RefSeq lists its product as uncharacterized. Gene Ontology annotation, molecular function: RNA binding. Gene Ontology annotation, cellular component: catalytic step 2 spliceosome. The record is from RefSeq and is a predicted model, not a curated record. NCBI's taxonomy places the organism in Eukaryota, Viridiplantae, Streptophyta, Bryopsida, Funariales, Funariaceae. Gene Ontology annotation, biological process: mRNA cis splicing, via spliceosome.